Molecule: messenger RNA, 13714 nt
Organism: Magallana angulata
Lineage: Eukaryota; Metazoa; Mollusca; Bivalvia; Ostreida; Ostreidae
Product: fibrocystin-L-like
Exons: 53
Coding region: 50-13330 (4426 amino acids)
Source: RefSeq, a predicted model, not a curated record
GGUGUUUUCAAUUAGCCCUCCAUACGGCAGCUUAUGUGGAGAAACAAGAAUGUUGAUCAGUGGAACAGGAUUCUCCCAAAACAAAUUAUCAGAAGGGAACGAAGUCCAACUGGUUUCCUUGGAGACAUCGUAUGACUGUCCAGUCAGCAAAGAUGGAACCAUGGAAUCCAUGAUAAUGUGUUAUACAGUUCCUGGCAUGAAGGAGGGUGUGUACUAUGUCAGAGUGAUAGUGGACGGUGUGCCCAUCCCUGAUGAAAACAUGUGUCAACCUGAGGGUCCCUACAGCGAUAAAUGUCUAUUUGAGGUGCGAAAACAGAACACCCCCUUCAUACAAAGUGUCUCACCCACAUCCUUUUCCCCUGGACCGGAGUCAGUAAUAGCUUUAGGGGGGAUGAUAUUCACAGACAGAUAUGGGACCAACGUAGCGGCAAGCUCUAAUGGAAAGGAGGAGACAGUGAACCGAGUUUAUGCUGGACCGCUGACGUGUGAACUGAGGAAGACUAACGAUGAACUUUAUGGACUUCAACUAGAUUCUCCAAGUUCCAAUAAAGGUCAAAUGAAGUGUAGAUACCAGGGAACCUAUAUUGGUAACUCCAAUGCAAGUUUCAUAAUUGGUGAUGGACCAUAUGGAAGAUCUUGCCGUCAACUGGAUACACUGUUGGUCAGUAUCAACAAACAGAUAUAUCAGUUCCAGACCUUCCCGGAGAUAACAGGGGUGACCCCUUCCUCUGGGAGCACUGAUGGGGGGACAGACCUAACCAUUGCUGGGAAUUAUUUUACCGGAACAAUGGAGAACACUGAAGUCUAUAUUGGAGGUGAGGAGUGUGAGAUAACAUCACUGACCAGUACAGAAAUACAGUGUACCUCACCCCCUCAGCCAGCAGAGCUACCCACACAUUUCUGUGGUAACAGGGGUCUGCUUUUGGAGAUUUGGACCAGUGGUACCAAACUCUAUACAGAACUUGCAGACAUUGAGACACUCACCAGUUCUGACACAGGCUACAGUGAACAACAAAUCGGCCAAUCUUCCUUCAGUCAUCCAGAAACCAACUAUGUCUCUCGAACUCGAGGCUCCUUCAUAGCGCCUUACUCAGGGGAAUAUUUGUUCAUGAUUAAAUCAGCAGACGCCUCUAGCCUGAGACUGAGUACGGACGGUGAUCCAGCAAACAAGGUAGAAAUUGCAAAGUGUGAGAGCACCUGUCCAGAAUAUGGGUCAUCUCCCUCUCAGACCUCGGGCAGAGUAGUACUGACUGAGAGUCAGAAAUAUUACAUGGAGGUAUUGCACUCGUAUGGAUCCAGUGGUAGUCCACUGGUUCAGGUGGCAGCCCGCUACUUUGACACAGAAUUGACCAAUCAGAGCACAGGAAUUGUCAAUAUGGAACAUCAGCUAGUGAAGGUGACGUCCACUGUUGUCAGAGAGGUACAGAGGGUAAAGAUUGAGAUAGUGCCAAUAGUUGGAAGUCAACGUAAUGAAUAUCAGGUCAUAGAGGUCACAGAACUAAGUGGUGGAACGUCUGAUGCCACAUACAGACUUGGCCUCUAUGGAGUCUACACAGAGCCCUUCACCUCUACAUCUACAAGCGCAGAUUUUAGGCGUGCUUUUGAGAACCUCCCCUGGUACAUGAAUGGUGGGGACACUGUCGGUGUACAGAUAACCCAUUCGACCUCUUCUGAGGUCAAGGUCACCAUAGAAAUCCAAUUCUUCACAGGCAGAGGAGAUAUUCCUACACUAGAGUUUUUGCAAGCAGAUGGCUCUCAGGGGGAAAAGUUAGAUAUUCAAAUCAGAGAGACGGUCAAGGGUAUCCCAUCACCAUACACAUUUGCAAUGCAAAUGGAAGGAAUCAUUUCUCCAUUAAUAAAUGAUAUAAGCGUUGUAAUACCCAAGAUAGAUGAGAUGUUCACCACAAGAUGUCCAAAGUUCCUGGGACAGACAGGAUUUUUCCAUCAAAGCUUUGAGACAAAUGGAGGAAAUAGUGGGGGAGAAUGGAUGAAUGAUCGCGAGGCUUUCUGUGGACGCGGUCUCGUCAAAAAUCCAUCGUAUUUGUACUUGGAUAAUGGUGGAUUCUAUCUCCAAGGAACUGUGAAUACUAUUUGUUUUGGUUACCAUGGAGCCAUACAGGACACUCUGACCUUCAAAUACACUUACAUGGAUGACACAAUGACCUUGAUAGAAAAUAAUUAUAAAUCCUUCACCAUCAGCAUAGGCGAGGAAUCAGAUGAGUGGAAAUAUACCUGCUUUGACAUACUGUCAGCUUUGAGUAGCUUUAAAAGUAAUGGGCAGAGCUUCAAAAUACAGUACAUUAAAUUAAGUAGAGCAGGGGAUGUAUUCGUAGAUGAAGUAUACAUCGGCCAGGGGCCAAGCACACUGGACCAGGAGAAUGUCAAUUUAUUGCGAAUGAAGCCAGUGAUGCCCAAUGGACACCGGAUACACUACACCCAGGGAAUAGACACCUCCGUUCCACCAGUAUACAGUGUGGAUAUCACUUUCUUCCCUUUGGAGUGUGGCCAUGACUUUCCAUUGUUAAGUGUUGUCCCUGAACAGACUAAUAACAUGAAAGUUGAAGUGGAGCGAAUGAGUGCAGCCUCACCCCCUGUCACAGGGACAUUCACCUUGACCUUUGAAGGACAGGAGUCUGUGGCAAUAUCUCCCAGUGUGACGGGGGAGGAGCUGAAGGAGAUCCUGAUGACAAGUGUACCCAACAUGGGAGAAGUCUACACCUACAGACACGGCGACUGUGCGAACUUUGACCUCAGUAUAGCAUUCUUGUCCAGACCAGGUGACCUUGAAACAAUUCAGUUUUCCAGCCAGCUGUCUGGGAAUGAAGUUUCGAUGACAGUAGAAACUGUGGCUGACGGCAGCUUGAACUUGGAUCCCAUUCAGGGGGACAUGUUGUGUAGCUACAGUAGCUCCCCUCAGGUGACUGUCUUUGUGAAUGACAUACCUGCUCGCUGUAGCGCAUCCUCCCCCUCCACUGGCUGCUCUUUUAACUGGGACCCCUCAAGUACCCCAAUCAUCAAUAGCUGCUCUACCAGUGGAUCUGACGUUGUCAUAACAGGAAGUGGAUUUUCAGCGAGUGUAGAAGAUGUCACAGUGAAAAUUAAGAAUGCAGAUUGUACUGUAAUUGCUGCCUCUGAGACAGAAAUAACCUGCACUCCCUCACCGCAAACACCGGCAGGGAAUCGUAAGAUAAACUUCUAUAUAGCAGGCAAAGGAAAAGCAGCCUUGGCAGAUGGAGCGUCCUGUAGGUUCUUUUCCACUUUGAAACCAAUCGUAUCAGUGACCCCUUCAAGCUGUAGUGUCGGAGGGAGAUGUUUGAUGACAAUAACUGGAGGAGUGUUUUCUGCAGAUGUUAGCAUUACCAUGAACAAUAAUGUCUGCGAAAUCAAAGAAUUCAACAAUGAUGUAAUUAAAUGCAUGGCGCCAAAGUCUACUGUAGUUGGUAGCGCAGAAUUGAAAGUAAUGGUGGAGGACCAAUCAGAAACUUCUACUGUAAACUAUGUCACGUCUCCCUUUGUGGAUGAAGCGAGCAUAACGCUCACUGAGGAAAUUAUAGAUGAAGCUCUGGUUCAUAGACUGGUUUUCAGUGGAAGUAAUUGGGUAAAUGCUAACACUGUAAAACUCUUCAUUGGCGGAAACGAAGUCACUCCAAUAACUGUGACAGGGACCUUCAAUCUAGAGGCUACUUUCGAUUUGCUCCCCUCAGGAACCUAUUCCUUAGAGUUACAAACAGAGGAAGGAAACGCAGUGGACAGUGGUGGCAAUAUUCCAAGUAUAACAGUACAAGAACGACAGAUUACAAAUGUAUACCCAGCAACUGGGUCACUGAGAGGAGGAACAAAACUUAUCGUUUCUGGGCAAGGAUUUAACACAUUAGCCCCUGUUAACAAGGUGAAGGUGGGCAGUCAUGACUGUUUGGUAAAAAGCUCCACACCCAGUGAACUAACAUGUCAGAUCGCAGACACGGGGAGGACACAUCUUGUUACAAAUGACGGAAUUCAUCCAAGUUUCCGGAUCAGUGGAUAUGCAUGGGAACCCAAAAACCUCCAGGUGAAUGUUGGAGAUACGGUUGAGUGGCGGUGGAAGUUUGCGCAGUUCAUCACCGGGAUGAAGGUCCGAGUGGUUCAGGUCAAAGGUCUUCUCUCCCAGGAGGAAGAGGAGGGAGGCUUCAACAGCGGUCCCGCCACCAGCGAAGGAGGAUACCAAUUCCAGUUUCUGGUACCUGGGACCUAUCAUUACUGGAGUGAUUUUGUAGAUUUUUACACGACAACACAUUUCUCGGGAGUUGUUGAAGUGCUGGGUGUUGAAUCAUAUUCUGCGGAAGUAAAUGUGAUGCUGAAUGAUAUUGAGUUUACUCAUGUUAAACCAGAUACCGCAGACCCUUCUCCUGCUGGGACUUGUCCGGGAACCAUUGGUGACCUAGGUUUUUGUACAACGCCAACUCCUCCAACUGGGGACCCCAACAAGCAUACCUUUGGUUUCUGGAAUUGUGCCACACCCACCGUCACUCAAAUAUCCCUAAAAGAGGGCACAACUUUUGACAUUAUAGAGAUCAAAGGUCAAGGGGUUGAUGUCAAUACUUGUGAACUUGAGGUCAAGUUUGGUGAGGACAUGUGCACUGUCCAAGGAAUUGGUGGUUCUGAAUUUUUCUGCACAGUUGACUCUGGAAAUAACCCCACAGUAGGUGUUUUGCAGGAAAUUUCUGUCCUUAUCAAAAAUAGAGGAUAUGCUUUGAUAGACAUAGAGAAGAGACUGGAUCGUUCUUUUGCUCUGUUACCAGCCAUUAGUACAGUUUCCCCACUGUCUGGUUCCACAGCAGGUGGAACAUUUGUUACUAUUUCUGGAACAGGCUUUCCCGAGGAGGAGGACAAAGUCAUUGUGUCCAUAGGAGGGUACAUUUGUCAUGUGGAAAGUUCAUCAUCUACAGAAAUAACAUGUAUAUCUUCGGCUCAAACUGUGGGAUCGAAGGAUGUCGAGGUGACAGUCAUAACUGCCACAGGCUCAGAAAUCAUGGCUGUUUGUAAACAUUCCAGUGGUUUGUGUACCUUCUUAUACUCUUCCACUGCAACUCCAGAGGUGACCGCUGUGACACCUGAUGCAAUUACCGGAACCACAGAAACAACCUUGACCCUGACGGGUUCAAAUUUGAAGUCAUUGGUAGAGGGGGCGACAGUCAUGGUUGGUGGGCAGCAGUGUGCUGUGCAGUCACAGAGUGUGGAUACCAUCACGUGCACCAUCACAAACCUUCCUCUGGGCAUGAAUGAUGUCAGUGUUGAUGUUGCAGGUUUUGGCAGUGCAUUAUCGUCCCUCACCGUGACAUCACCAGCAGCCAUAAGCAGUGUGACCCCAGUCUUUGGCAGUGUUUAUGGUGGAACCACCAUCACCUUUAUGGGAAACGGGUUCACAUCUGAUGCCACUGUUAGCAUUGGAGGUGUGGCCUGUGAAGUGAAGAGUGCUAGUUUGUCAGAAAUGAAAUGCAUAACCGGGGCUAAGGUGGCAGGAAGCUACCCAGUGAAUAUUCAAGUUGGAUCAGUCUCUUACCCACAACAAAACUUUGAAUACAGGCAAGGGAUAUCACCUGAAGUUACAAGCAUUUCUCCAAGCACUGGAGGGCAUGGAGAAACAGUCACAAUAGUGGGUCAGAACUUUGUCUCUCCUUCAAAAGUAACCAUUGGAGAGGCAGAGUGUACAGUGGUCUCAGAAACAACCGUCCAAAUUGUGUGCACCACUACUCCACAUGCAGUGGGAUCACAGAAUGUGGUGGUGGAAUCUCAGCAUGGUAUAUCCAAUGAUAAUGUCCAGUAUGAAUAUGUCCUGAGUGUCACAUCAUUUAACCCAACGUCAGGAAGUAUAUUUGGAGGCCAGGAUAUGAAUAUAGAUGGUGCGGGAUUUGAUGAAAACGUUGAAGUAAGGAUUUGUGAUGAAAUUUGCCCUGUUGACUACAACUCCCUGACUGCUUCCUCACUCGUCUGUAAGAUCCCUCCUUCAUCUGAUGGAACUGCCAAAGCAUGUGAUGUUAAGGUGAGCUCUGGUACUGUUCUUGAAACCGCUGCAGGGACAUACAACUAUGAUCCAUCAAUGACUCCUUCCAUGACUGGCCUCAAUCCCACCCGAGGAGGGACAGGAGGGGGAUCAUCCUUAACCAUCUCUGGAACAGGAUUUGGAACUGAUGAAGGUUCUGUGCUGAUAGAUGGCAGCACAUGUUCUAUUGAUUCUUGGUCAGAAAAUGCCAUCACAUGCACUAUAGACACACACGAAGAAACUGGGACCUACAAAGUUAUGGUGCUUGUACCAAACAAGGGAAUGGCUGAUUCGGGUAGUUUAGAGUUCACCUACAUAGACGUGUGGUCAUCCCCAUGGACCUGGGGUGGUGGUUCUAUUCCAGUGGAAGGGGAACUCGUGGUCAUUCGAGAGGGUCACACAGUGCUAUUGGACGUGGAUACUCCCAUACUUAACACGCUACUUAUUGAUGGAGGAAGCCUGAUUUUUGAUGAAAAGGACCUUGAGCUUCAGGCUCACAAAAUUUUGAUCACCAAGGGUGGAAAAUUGCAAGUUGGAACAGAGUCUGAGCCAUUCUCCUGGAGAGCCUUCAUUACUUUACAUGGACAUGUGCGUUCCAAAGAGCUCCCAGUGUAUGGAACCAAAAUGAUUGGUGUUCGAAACGGCUCCUUAGAAUUGCAUGGGAAGAAAAUUGUGACUUCUUGGACACGUCUAGAAAAUACAGCCAAUGCUGGUGCAACUGAAAUUGUUCUCACUCACCCUGUAGAUUGGGUUGCUGGAGAUGUUGUUGUCAUAGCAACAACCAAUCACAGACAUCGUCAGCAGGAGACGGAGCAGCACACUAUUGCUUCUGUCUCAGCUGACAAAAGGACAUUGACACUGGAGCAACCGCUGACCUACAGUCAUCUUGGGGUGACUGGGAAUUACGGGGGCCAGGAUAUAGAAUUCCGUGCUGAAGUUGGAUUGCUCUCUCGAACAAUCACCUUCCGUGGGACGAUUGAUGAGCAGUGGAAUGAUCCUAUUGAGCAAUGUCCUGAUGGGUUUGAUACAGGGGAAUUUGCAGUGCGUAGCUGUUUCAAUGGUCUGUUUGGAGAAGAGAUUGGAGUUGAUCAGUUUGGAGCUCAUAUCUUGCUUCAUGCUCCACAACCAGACUCAGGCAGUGUCCAUGCCCACAUUGAGUAUGUUGAGUUUCAUUAUGUUGGGCAGGCCUUCCGACUAGGACGCUAUCCCGUUCACUUCCAUCUGAAUGGUGACAUGACCGGGUCCUAUGUCAGAGGCUGUAGUUUCCAUCAGUCUUUCAACCGCGCCGUGAAUAUCCAUGGUACUCACAAUGUUGUAGUGGAGUACAAUGUAGCCUAUAACAUCAUGGGUGGAGCCAUGUUUCUGGAGGAUGGAGUAGAAACUGGAAACACUUUCCAGUAUAAUUUAAUGCUGUUUGUGAUUGCGAGCUCUAGUCUGCAGAAUGAUGAUAACAGUCCAGCUGCCUUUUGGGUGACAAAUCCAAACAAUAUUGUGCAGCAUAAUGCAGUUGCAGGGGGCACUCAUUUUGGCUUUUGGUAUAGAAUGCAUGAACAUCCUUCAGGGCCAUCCUUUACCACCUCCAUCUGUCCACAGAAAGUCCCUAUUGGAAUAUUCCUCAAUAACACUGUGCAUUCCAAUGGAUGGUUUGGUCUUUGGGUUUUCCAGAAGUACACGCCCCGAGCAGGUGGUUCGUGUGGUUCUGGCACCCCUGAAGAGGCUCUCUUUUCUGAUCUCACAGCUUGGAACUGUGAGAAGGGUGCUGAGAUAGUGGAUGGGGGCUCAGUCAGGCUUAGGAACUUUGUUCUUGUGAACAACAAACUAUCUGGGUACGAAGGCAAGAUGGUUUUGGAAGGCUCUCAGGUCAUAGAAAAUGCCUUGAUUGUGGGACAUGCAUCUGAACUGACUCUUGAAGAGCAAGGAUGCACAAGGGAUGGAAUUAAGCUCCCGUAUGGAUAUGGUUUUCAUGUAAAAAAUGUUAAAUUUGUCAACUUUGAUAAGGAUGGGUGUGCUGCAUUUGGAGUGACAAGAAUUACCGGCACCUGCAGUGUGAAUUGUGGUGGGUAUAGUUACACUACCGAAGGACUUACUUUUGUCAACUCGCCCAAUAGAGGGCAGUUCUUCUGGGCGUGGGAAGCAUUGAUCACAGAUUUAGAUGGGUCCCUGACAACAGAUGGUCCUUCGCCUGCAGCUGCAGGGAAAACGGUACUCCCUAGUACAGGCACUCUACCAUCUACCUGCACAGCCAUCGAUUCGUUAAGCAAGGGAUCUGCCCCAGCUGUCGCAUGUCCAAGUGAACUGAAAUAUCAUAGAUUUACAUUCAAUGGUGUUCCUAAAUCUUUGGAAGGAAAGGAUGCUGUAUUUACUAAUGCUCAUGGAAGUUCAACUCAACCCUACAGAAGCAAAGCUGUAACCCACAAGAAGGGCUGGUUGAUAGUGUUUUUGGAUGGAAUGGAAUACACUAUGGAUUUCACUGACAAUCCAGGCCAUACCAAUUUCACAUACAAAGGAAGAAUUGAUAACUUUGAGACCAAAGAUGAGUAUGUGAUAGUAAAGCAGAUUAUUCAGCAGGAACCAAGUCGCCUCUUCAUUGACUGGUCCUCGGGUCACAUUCCAAAGCCAGAGACGGCCAUUGAUGUGGCCACAAGUAACCAUGGACACUGGGAAUACUCUCAGCCACAGAUGGAGCUGAAAUAUUUAGUUCGAGGCUAUAACCCAUCCUCAGUCGGAUCAACUACUAACAGAAACAUUGGUAUGAAAUUUAAUGUAUACAAGUGCUUCUUUGAGGACUGUAAACCUCCCCCUGACCCCAACACGGUGCCCCCCGAGGAGGAGCGACCAGACGAUGCUGUUUUCUGGUCAGUGAAAGAGACGUGGAGUGAUGCAGAGGAGGGGUGGGGAGGGUACAAAGGGGUAGGGCUGUACGAUCUGCCAGUGGAUGGAGACAGUGUCAAAAUACCGAAAGACAAAUGGGUUGUGGCUGAUACCACACUACCCCAAAUGGAAAAACUGAUUCUAUAUGGUGUUCUGGAAUUGGACGAUGAUGGUGGAAGCAGAGACUUUGAGCUGCGCUGUAAAUACAUCAUCAUUCGUGGAGGAAGGCUUAUCAUUGGAUGGCCAGACAAGCCAUUCCUUGCCAACGCCCUGGUCAUCUUGGAAGGAGAUCGUCAGACAGAGUAUUUUGAACAAGACAGUGGGCCAACUAUUGGUGCCAAGGUUCUGGCUGCCUUCGGAGGUGUGGACAUGCAUGGUAUACAGAAAGGAGACACGUGGACUCGACUCGCUCAAACAGCCAAUCCUGGGGACACGCAGAUCACACUCGAGUCCGCUGUAGAGUGGAUGGUGGGAGAUGAGAUCAUCAUUGCCCCCACAGGAUACAAGCCUGAAGAAGUGGAAAGGUUUACCAUCGCUGCUGUCUCAGUAGAUACCAUGACAAUUACCCUGGACAGUCCCCUGCAGUAUAAGCAUAUCGCCCACACUCAUACAGCGGGUAGUAAAACUCUAACAAUGGCUGCCGAGGUUGGACGCCUGACUCGAAACAUUCGCUUUGAGGGAGCUGCCUAUCCAGACAUGCUGACAGAAGCCUUUGGAGCCCGUAUAAUGGUGUCCAGAAUCGUAGAGAAUGGACAACUCUACAUUGGAUAUGCCCGUCUCUCCAAUGUGGAGUUCCGCUAUACUGGUCAGGAGGGGUGGGUGGAGCGAGGAGAUGCUCGGACCUCGCUAGCGUUCGCUGAUGCCGGAACCGUCAAUCCAAUCAAGCCUUCUUAUGUUAAACACUGCUCUUUCCAUAAGAGUUUUGCCCCUGCGAUCACUGUUCAUGGGACAAACAACCUCCCUAUUGAGUGGAACAUCAUGGCAGACUCAGUCUGGUUUGCAUUAGAGACCACUAGUUCCAGUACAUUGAUAUCUCACAACUUUGUCACCAAUGUUAGAUGGGAUGGAUGCUUCAAUGGUAGAUUUGAAAGUCUGAAUGUGCGAUACAAUGGUGCCUUCAACUUGAAUAAAGCCACGAAUUUGGUGUUGGAAUAUAAUGCAGUGGGAGGAGCCCAGAGGGUGGGCUACAACAUUCUAGGGGAGGAGUGUGGUAUUACGUCAGUUUGGAAAGAUAAUGUGGCCCAUACUACACUAUUGGGGGUAGCAAAUUUUCAGCAGAUGACCGUAAUACCUGAGGGUAUGGACUGCAUACAAAUUAACAACUUUCAAGUGUGGAAGAACCUGGACUAUGGAAUAUAUUACAACAACUUGGUGAGCUCAGUUAUCGAAGGAAUCAAGGCAGCAGACAAUGGCGUAAACAUCUUCCAGUUUAUCAUUGGUCCAGCUGCUGUCCAGCACCAGUAUGAAAAUAAAUUUGCAGAAGUGGUCGAUUCUCUUAUUGUGGGAACCUCUGAUGCCUUUGAUUGCAGUACUGAUGUCCCCAAUACCAAUGACUGCAACAUUAAACUCAGCAAGCAAAGCCGAUCUCACAGUCCAAGAAGACUUGGAAUUACCAUGGCAACAUUUUCUUCAGGAGGAAAUAAAGCUCCAGAAAAGCCAUUUGCUGGCAUAAAGGCCUACCAAGCCAUUGGUGGGAGAGGCUAUUUAUCAGAUGUGACCUUCUCCAAGUUCAGUGACCGUUGCUCAACCGGCCGGGACAUGGUGAUAGCUCCAAACUUCCAGAGUGACGAUGGAAACCAUAGGAUGGAGAUCUCCACCCUGACAUUUGUAGAUGUUGAUGAAGAGUCCAAAAUCUUUUACCCAAGAUCCAAUUUGGGGCUGAUAAACCCUUCUGAUUGUGUGGACAUGUCUUGCGAUGCCAAGAUUAAAGCCUUGCUGGUGGACACGGAUGGUAGCUUCCUGGGUCAGGCUGGCUCAGUGAUCCCCCAGUCCGAGUACCAGUGGAAUGGAGACCCCGCCUACAUGUUGGGGGACUACAGGGUGCCCAAGGAAAUGCAGGUGACUCCGGAUGGAGAGAGAAUUUCUAUGGACACUUUGGCACCACACAAAGGGAUCAUUCGAGAUGACACUUGUACCUAUGUGACAGAAUGGCAAGCUUACAAGUGCCCCAGCUUCAAGCACUACACACUGACCAUUGAGAGCAUGGACAAAGAUACAGAGACUCGCCGAAUCUCACCAGUGGCAAUUCUUGGAGAUGGUUACCUUGACCUCAUUAAUGGUCCCCAGGACCAUGGGUGGUGCAGUGGUUAUACCUGUAGAAAAAGGCUCUCAACAUUCCAGUCCAUUGUGGCAUUAAACAAGGAUUAUCUCUUACAUUACACUGGGACCUCCCCUCAGCAGUCACGCUUCAUGAUGCUGGAUGUGAAUGAAAAUGAUUGCAUUCAGCUUUCUAUCUGGUACGCCCAGCCAUGGCGCCUGGAUGUGUAUCAUGAGGACCAGUAUAUUUUACCUGCCAAUGCCAGACAUGUAGGAGACGUCGGCACCAUCGUAUACGACCCUCCUCCAGUAGGGGAACCAGACAAAUUCAAGCCCAGUGCUGCCACCUGUGCUGAUGUAUCCGGGUCAAAUUUCUUUGACAGAGUGGCUGGUGUACUUACUAUCCUGAUUAAGGGUCCAAAGCUGGUCAGAAUCGUGACCAUGGACUCAGUAAUUGUGUCUCUACAGUUCCCUGCCAUGUCCCUGGAGAAGUUCUUUGGGGAAAACAUCAUUAUGAAUAUAGCAGCUUUUCUAGAUAUUGACCCCAAGUUUGUUAGGGUAACAGAUAUCACACGUGAAAUUACAGGGGAUAAACGAAAGAGAAGAGCAGUUGAUGAAAACAUAGUCGGAGCCACUAUAGAAAUCAGCAACCCACCAGGUACUCCUACUGAUGCUGAUAGUCUGACAAAAGAUGACCUGGAGCAAGUCUCUGUUGACCUCAUCAAUGGAAUACAGCUGACCAAUUUCAGUGAAGACAUCAACAUGAAUUCAAACACUUCCUACUCCAUCUCCAGAAAUAUUCCAGAGACAGACAGCCCGGAGUGGCAGCAGAUGACCAGCUCAGAGUCAGGUGGCUACUUGGUGGUGCAGGUGGCUGACCAUAUGAUCUUCCACACUGACCUUGAGCCUCUGCAUGAAGGAGCCCCGUUCAAAAUACAACCCAAGAUUCAAGUGGUGGACCAAACGGGGGAGAUAAUCAAGGUAUUAGGAGCUGAGGAAAAUACAUGGAAAUUAACGGCAACCAUUCGCGAUGGUACAGGAAACCCUGAUGCUGUUCUCCUGGGAACUGAAACUGUCCAGUUUGUCAAUGGUAUGGCGACCUUCACAGAUCUCGCCAUCUCCCACUUUGGCACAGACUACAUUCUAGACUUCACGGUCACAGAGCCAGAUGUUGGAGAGCCAUUUGUGGUGGCAUCCGAGAGGUUCACCCUAGAAGGAAGACCUAUAGUGGCAGUAGUGGAGUCAAAGUCCCCAGUCAUUGUGGAGCGAUCAGCAGCUACUAUAAGACUUGAGUUGAGAGAUGCAGUAACAAACCAAAUCAUUGAUGAUAUUGACUGGAGAGGUCACUCUUGGGAAGUAACGGCCAAAAUUGGAAUGCCAGAGUUAUAUGAUGAAAAUAUCAUGGAUUCCCAAACAGUUACAUUUGAUGUGAACUCAGGGCAGGCUACCUUUGACAAUCUUUUGUUUUAUACUGCUGGGGUGUUUGUUGUACAAUUUAAUAUCACAUCAACUCCAGCAGAUUACAGUAUAGAACUCCAGGAAAUUGUGGUGGUUCGCGGCAUCAGCCAGGAAGACAUGACCACAGAAGUAUCAAAGGAAAUAGGCCUCAAGUUUGAGGCCGACUAUGACAGCAUUGUUGGGACAGCCAACAAUAAAUACUUUGCAGCCAUGGUUCUGAAUUGGGUUGCCAGCACAUACACUGAUGUUAUUCCAGCACCCAAACUUGUAUACAAAGGGAGUAUCAUGGUUACCUUCAACAUGGGAGGCGAUGAGGGAAACAUUACAUCCACCAUCAGCAGUCUAUGUAUGGCCAUUCAGAAUGGCACGCACUUCACUUUCAUUGGUCAAGACCUCACCCUUAGUGGCUACAUGACGGUGGAUGGCAAUAAAUACUACGGUGUCUCCUGUGGAGUGAUAUCAUCUGAUGACGGAACAGACAGCGCCAUGCCAAUCAUAAUCAUUGUGGCAGUGGUCGGAGGACUUCUGAUCAUUGCUGUCAUCAUUCUGAUAACCUGCAUGAUAUACAAGACUAAGGUCUCCCCUCGAGCCAAGACCCACGACUUGGAGCAAGUGCUUCAGAAUGAGAAAUCUUUUAACAGUGUUCGCAGUUACAAACAACAUCCUCCCAACUCUACCACACUGACCGGCGAGAAAAGAAUGGCGGCCGAUUACUGGAAAAUGUGAAGCCUCAGCACAAACACUUGCCAUAUGCCAGUUUCAUAAACAUUAUCAUAUAUUUAUUCAGUCCGUCCAUUCUGAAAAAGCACCUGAGAGAUUUUGAUGAUUCAAAUAUAUGACUCUUCUCUGAUGGUGUGAUGCAGUAUUUUCUUUUUCAUUAUUUUUGGUAGAGAACUUUACUUGUUAGUUUUAUUUCACAUACUUUUUGAUACCAUUUUCAUGUUGACUUUUGCUGUUGAUUUUUAUAUUGUUUUUGUUGACAAUAGAAGGAAUCUGUCCUUAAGAUCCUUUCUUGCUGAUAAAUAGACUAUACAUUUUUCCGUCCAUUGUUUAAUGUUAUUGAAUCGUAUUCUGAUUUCUGAAAUCAAUAAAAUCAAUUGUUACAAUUGU